This is a messenger RNA of Phytophthora infestans T30-4, 879 nucleotides long. RefSeq lists its product as uncharacterized. Lineage: Eukaryota; Oomycota; Peronosporomycetes; Peronosporales; Peronosporaceae. The transcript is spliced from 6 exons. The coding region runs from base 1 to 879 and encodes 292 amino acids. The record is from RefSeq and is a predicted model, not a curated record.
AUGUCCACUUUCACCAAGUUCGCGAUCGUCGGCGCCGGAGGCGUCGGAUCCGGCGUUGUUGAAGGUCUACUCCAGGCCAAGGCCACUGUGACGUUCCUUACUCGCGAUGAUACCAAGGCUGAGCUUCAAACAUUCAAGGAGCGUGGGGUCUCACUUGUGAAAGUGGACUACGAUGACGAAGCAUCACUGAAGGAAGCUCUGAGUGGCAAUGAAGUGGUCGUUUGUGCGAUUCAUGCAUACCACCACUCGACCCAAUUUGCCGUUGCCCGAGCGGCAAAAGCUGCAGGACUGCAACUUUUCGUGCCUACUGAAUUUGGCAUGCCAGACGAAGAUGGACCGAACGCUACGAAGCUGAAAGUUCGUGCUCUACUGAAAGAGCUAGAGCUGCCCUUCGCGCUCUUCCACGGUGGACUGUGGGCCGAGUACAUUCCAUUCUUCCUCGGAUACAACUUUAAGGAAGGCGUCAUGAAUGUAGUUGGUGAGGGUGAUGCGAAGAUGAGUAUCGUGGCUAGAUCGGACUUGAGUCGAUUCAUCGCGCACGUGCUGGUGACAGCGAGUAAGGGCUCAUUACAUUGGUCGCGGUUCUCAGUCGAGAGUGAUCGCAUGUCUCCGAAGGAGAUUGCUGCGCUGGCCGAGAAGAAACUGGGUAAGAAGAUGGAGCUCAAGCUGGUGAGCUAUGAGGAGACCAAGAAGAAAUACGAGACGGACCCUGUGGCGUACAUCCUGAUGCGCAUUGCGGAUGGUCGCUGCGUGUCCGGUACCGUGGAGGAGGCCAACGACACUGUGGCCAAGUACUUCCCGGACUGGAGCCCGACGCCUUACGAGGUGUUCAUUGCGCUCCGUGUCGGAAGCAUUGGGCGAUGGCUGCUCAAACGAUAG